This is a messenger RNA of Penicillium antarcticum, 444 nucleotides long. RefSeq lists its product as uncharacterized. The transcript has 3 exons. The record is from RefSeq and is a predicted model, not a curated record. The coding region runs from base 1 to 444 and encodes 147 amino acids. NCBI's taxonomy places the organism in Eukaryota, Fungi, Ascomycota, Eurotiomycetes, Eurotiales, Aspergillaceae.
AUGGCCACUACAGAGACUACCUAUUGUGUGCAGUGUUAUUCGCGGUCCUCUUCUUCCUUACUACUACAUUCCAUCUCUACCAAAGGAUCUGCACCUACGCAAAAUACUUCAACCCCUUCAUCGUUGGAGGAAUAUGUCAUCAGAUCCACUGACAUUUUGCACAGUCCAGAUAAUUGGCUAUGUCGCUCGGGCAGUUUCUCAUUUUCACCAGACAUCUACCAUACUUUAUGCCAUGCAGACUCUCUUUGUUCUACUAGCUCCAACACUCUAUGUAGCAUCAAUCUACAUGGUCCUUGGAAGAAUUAUCGCACAACUAAACGGCGAGCAUCUGAGCUACAUACCUGUGCGGAUAAUGACGAACAAUAUUCGUUGCCGGUGACAUACUAUCGUUCAUUCUUCAAGCAGCCGGCAAGUGACUCCUACCACUACGAGCCUCUAGUCUGA